Messenger RNA from Hymenoscyphus albidus, 2061 nucleotides. The record is from the annotation of a GenBank genome assembly. NCBI's taxonomy places the organism in Eukaryota, Fungi, Ascomycota, Leotiomycetes, Helotiales, Helotiaceae.
CUUUUGACAGGGAAGUGGGGCCUUGUCAGUGUCAAAUUGGCGCCCAGACCCACUCUUCAAGCUAGUGCUCUUAGCGCAGAACCGACGAGCACCAGCACCGAUCAACAACACAUCAGCGGUGGCUGGGAGAAAACCAUUAUCCAACCUCUCUCUUAAUAUCAAUCCAAGUAUUCCGACCUCCUCCACCUCCACCUCCCGUCCACACCACAACACACCGAUUGCUUCCCUACAACACUCAACACUACACAUCUGACACUCGUAUCGUUUGUCUUGCUUCUUUGCUCUUCUGCUCCUCUCUCCAUCUGAUCGCAAUUGUCUGCAAACCGACUCAAAUCCUCAAACCGACCUCCACUACUCUUGACUCCAGCAGUUCAAAGUCAGCCAGCGCUCCCUCCCUUUGUCUGCAAUUUCCACCCAGCAACCAGAAAGGUCCUUGUCGUCAAUUCACUUGCUUACGACGCAACGAGACAAUCAAAACAGAUUCACGCGCACUGGUGCAGUUGCACCCGCACCCCUUCAACCACUCUCCCCCCUCUGGCUAAGGGAGACAAUACUCACCAUGGCCACCCUCCACCACGCCCACACCCCUCCACCCUCCUCAGCCAUCCGCACUCCAUCAACACCGCGCUUUGGAACUUUCGCAGACGACUACCAACCUUACUCUCCUCGAAAGUCAAGUCGCGUUGCGCAACGUUCUCGAGCAAGUACCCCACCCCCUCGAGAGGUCACAAAGCAUGAUCUGAGAUCCAGCCCAAAGUCCAAGAAGAAGUCGUCCUCAGCUUCAGCUUCGCGAAUGCUUGACACCCCAGCCCCCCCCCACGCGACCCCAAAGAAGCGAACCUCGAGAGCUUUGCCUGAGUCCGGCGCACGACGAGUACCAGGAGCCCUCGAAUUCCCAUCCAUGAGCUCCGCCACAUCAUCCCUUGGACUUCCUACACCCACCACCAGAGCGGACAAGAUGGACAUCCCCCGACCCAACGGAGGUUCGCGCAACAAUGGCAUGCUACCUACGCCUGCAAAGACUCCAUCGCGACGCCCCGAUGCGAAAAACCCUGCCUUCUCAGGAAUCUCCCGCAGUCUCUUCACCUCCCGCACCGACGUCCUAGACGAUGUUAUGCCAUCCCCGCGAAAGAAGAACGGUCGUCGAGGAAACGCUGGUUUUACGCUGGACAGCUUUGAUGAUGCCGAGGGUUCUAUCCUAAUUUACACCGACUCCACUGAUCGCGUCCCGGAGGCUGAUCACAGUCUUGACAAUCCUUUCUAUGGUGAAGGUGCCGCCAGCCCAGCCCAGCCAGUCCGACGCACCAGCAAGCGCAGAAAGGUCAUUAUUCCUGGUGAAGGCGAACAAGAUAUUGAUGAUGUCAAGGACCGCGAGGAUGGAAUGGCUUAUAUCUUGUAAGUUUGAAAACGCACCUGACUAUACCCUCGCUAAUCUCAAUAUAUAGUCGAGGCAAGAAGUUCUGGCGCAGUCACGAGAAGAACGAUGCCAUGGUAAAUGAGUCAGACGACGAAGAUGGACCUGAUCUUGUUGGAGACCUUGAUAUUGAGCACCUUGGUCCAAUGACUCGUUCAUCUAUCAAGCCCCGUCUUUUGUACCCUACCGACAAGCAAAUCGAGGCUCGAAAGCAAAGAAUUCAAGUUGUUGAAGAAGAAGAGGCCGAUACCGACAUUGAGGAACCAGCCAAGACCAUUACUCGCAGUCCUAAGAAAUCUCUCAGAUUCAGCAUGAACGAAACACCAGCUGGUCAACUCGUCGAGGAGGUUUCCACGCCCAAGGCUCCAAGAUUUGCUGCUUCUGCCCUUACUCCACCAACCACUGCACGUACUACCAGAUCCAAGAAGAUGGACGUUUCCCGUGAUAUGAGAAGUACUCCAGAGCCAGACGCCAGCAGCGAGGAAGACGGCCCAAAGACUCCAGUCCGCGCGACACGCAGCACCAGAAGUACCCCAAGUCCUUUCAAAGCUUGGCAACAACUCGAGACCGACGAGACCAAGGCCACCAAGAAGCGAGGAGGUGAUUCGAUGGCUCGACCAAUUGCUGCUAAACGACCACGUCACUAA